GACUGCUGCUAGCUGAGGUUAGUGAAACUCACGCAAUCACCGUCAGACUCAACUCCGACAAAGUGCAGCUUCCUCCCGGUAAAUAUCCACAAUCCAGAUCAGACAUUAGCGCAUAAACGGUGGAGGAUCAGAGCACAGCUGAGAGAAAAUGUUUUUUGCCAAGAAGUUCAUCAGUGGCAUCAUCGAUGUCGUCAGCAACAUCGACGUAGACCAGUUUGUGCCCUCUGACCCUCCUCCACCACGCAGGCCGGCCGUGUACGCAGAGCAGCAUGAGAGCGACGAGGAGAAACAGUUUCGCAGAGUCUUCCAGCAGCUCGCUGGAGAAGACAUGGAAGUGAGCCCGACCGAGCUGAUGAACAUCCUCAACAGAAUCAUUUCAAAGCGUGACGACCUGAAGACGGAUGGUUUCAGCAUUGAGUCUUGCAGGAGCAUGGUGGCAGUCAUGGAUAGCGACAGCACCGGGAAACUCGGCUUUCACGAAUUCAAACACCUCUGGAACAAUAUAAAGAAAUGGCAGGGAGUGUACAAAUCCUAUGACGCGGACGGCUCCGGUGUCAUCGGUGCAGACGAGUUGCCAAGCGCAUUCAGAGCCGCAGGUUUCCCUCUCAACGAUCAGCUGUUCGACCUGAUAAUCCGCAGAUACAGCGACGAAAGCGGGAACAUGGAUUUCGACAACUACAUUGGCUGCCUCGUGAGGCUGGACGCCAUGUGCCGUGCCUUCAAAACCCUGGAUAAGGACAACAAUGGGACUAUCAAAGUCAACGUUCAGGAGUGGCUUCAGUUGACCAUGUACUCUUGAGUCCGGGACGAGGCCUCUCCUGCGUGUCAUACAGAAACCACUUUGUUUGUCUGCACAGUACAAAAUACUUUUUUUCAACCAUCCCUACAACUUCCUGUUAGUCAGCGAAUCCCUUGUGUGUGCAGGUUUAUUUCAAAUGUUAAAAAUGUAAUGCCAAGUGUGCAAUAUUCCAUAAUACUUGCAAGACAGGGUUGGUACUGUGUUACCGGUCGGGAGAAACACAAACCUGCACUCACAAUCGAUAGCUGAGGAUUUAAAAAACAUGAAUGCUACUGAAUGUUCUGGACACGUAUGUAGCCAACACGAUUAAGGUGCCACUUAUUUGCUUUUUUAACCUGCCUCAAGCCAAAACUACACACGAGGAAGCAGGCCAACGUUAAGAUGCUUUUACACCGUGAAAUUUAUGGGAAAAAAAAUUAACUAAUGUGAAGGCUCCUGUUCAUGCGUGGCUGGGUCUGGUUUCACAAAGAUUAAAAGGUUACAGGCAAAUGAGGAAAUACUGCUGAAGGCCAGUUUAAGAAAUAAAGAGUGACAUUGUUUUACAUACCUGACUGAACUGUUUGUCACCUGCUGACAAAAACAGGAAAGCCGGCUCACUCGUCACAGGUUUUCUGUCGGAGUGAACACAGAUUAACAGUGUUAAACUAGUUAGGCGGCCCAUGUUUUUUGUUUUUAAUGGCCACACACACCACUUAUCUCUUUAAUGAUGUUCUUCUCAGAACUGUGUAGGCGUGUACGGACUGCUUGAUUGACAUCCCUGUCUCUCCACUGUUCGUUUUGUCCUACCUGUUAGACAGGUCAUUGUACACCUUUCGGGUUCAUGUUAGUACAAGGUUCUUGGUGACUUUGGAAAUUCUUAGCAGCUUCACUCAAUAACCAGCUUGCACGUUCACUAAGAAUCACAAGGGUGUAGAUUGUCCCACCCAAACAGGUGUGACAAAACUGUCGGUGUGUAUACGCCCGUGAAGCCACGAGAAGAGAUGUAUUUGGGUCAGUGUGUCAUGUCUUUAGGAGAUAGCCAUGUUCAUUGUCUUUGUGAAACAAGCCCCAAGUUCACUGACCGGAGAGUAAAGUAGAUAUUUCAAUCUAGGUGAACUUGCAUCAGCCUAUUGCAAGUUAAUUAUGGUUUAUUAAUGACUAAUACACUCCAUUAUGCUUGCAUCAGAGUUGCACUGUUACUGUAUAUGCAUAGGAGUCAGGAAUGCCAGUUUGUUUAUGUCUGGGCAGCCUAAUAUUUUUCCAUUUAAUGUUUCAUGCUGGUUAGUUUAACUUGGCCGCGGCAUUAUCUAUGUCUCAGCUUCCACUUUACUUUUCUUACCACUGUGUUCUUUAUUCAGACUUCCUGCACCGGAAAAAAUUCCAGCACAAUAUGUAAAUUGAAGAUAUAUAACGUUAUAACGUGUAUGCCACUAAUGCAUGAAGCCAAUAUUAAAGGGUUUUUAACCAUGUAGUUUUAGCCACAGUCAUUAAACUGUUAAAAUGCUUGGUGAAAUAAAUACGUGUGCCAUAUUUGAAAUAAAAGGGGUAUGUUAAA
This is a messenger RNA of Larimichthys crocea (large yellow croaker), 2333 nucleotides long. RefSeq names its product calpain, small subunit 1 a (gene capns1a). Gene Ontology annotation, cellular component: calpain complex. NCBI's taxonomy places the organism in Eukaryota, Metazoa, Chordata, Actinopteri, Sciaenidae. The coding region runs from base 149 to 799 and encodes 216 amino acids. The record is from RefSeq and is a predicted model, not a curated record. Gene Ontology annotation, molecular function: calcium ion binding. The transcript is spliced from 11 exons.